AUGGGGAAGGUAUCUGUUGACAAAUUGAAGCCAGCCCUGGCAGAUCACUUCCUACACAGGAGAAUUGGCUCCUACUUCCCUCCCAGGCCGUCUCUAUUUAGCCAUUUUUUUCGUGGCACAGACUCCUUUAUUAAUAAAUAUUUGACUGAGGGACCCCAAGAAAUAGGUUCAAUGUUUCCAUCUCUGUUUGACGGGAUCCGACCUGGCAACAAUCGCUGUAAAACCCUACAUCUCAGACAGCCUAAUGACGAUAACCAGCAAAAAUCUGGGAAUUUCAGAAUAAUCCCAAUUAUAGUGGAAGGUAGGGAGGGAAAUAGCAAAGCAGAAUCCAUUAAUGAAGCUAAUCCCAUUGUUCUGGAUGAUGAUGAUGAACCAGACACAGUUGACAUUACGGGGGAAUCAUCAGCAUCACCCCUUUUCCAGCAUAAAUCCCAGAGUACCUUUGACAGAAAACAUACAACAAAAGAUUCUGCAAUCACAGUCGAUGAUGACAGUAUUGUCUGUGUGCGGCCUUCAUCUACUGAAUGCUUCUCUAAAGUGAACAAGGCACAUUUAAAAAGACUUGACAAAGCAUCUCCUAACAGUAAAAAACAUAAUCAGUACAAAAAUUAUUCUGAAAAAAUGUGUCCAUCAGUGUCAAAUGACAGGUUGGUCUGCACUGGUAAAACGAGAACAAAUUCUGUUAUCACACUUGAUGAUGAUCAGGAAACCAUACACAUAGAUGACAUCAUUCCGGAUUCUGAAUGUUCAUUGCAACAAUCUUCUGACCCAGAUGGUGUUCACAAAGAAAAUGUCUCAAAGGUUAUUGAGGUUGAACAUUUAGAGUCUGAACUAGGAGCGACUCCAAACAGAAAGUCCACCAGUACUGGAGCAUUUAGUUCAGAAGUUGAUAGUUGUUGCAGCCUGGUUUCCUUAAAUAUUGAGGAUACAGAUGAUGUUAAUCUUUCAAACAUUGAGGUACCUAGGACUUCAGGGCUUUCAAAAACUGCAGAAUGUUGUGUUGAAGAGCUGAAGGACAGUCCACCUCCUGAUCAUCCAGUCUAUGAAGAACUGAAAACGAUUUUAGCACUGGAAAAUAGGAAAAUCCACUUCAUCACUGGUGAUGGAAAUUGCUUUUUCCGAGCACUGAGCAAAAUUUUGUAUGGCUGUGAAACUUAUCACGCAGCGGUGCGGUCACUCAUCGUUGACAUUAUAGCCACAAAUAAGAGCAAAUUUGCACAGUUUGUCGAUGAGAAUGAUGUUCUGGCCCACGUACAAAAGAUGUCAGAAGAUCACUGUUGGGCAACCACCUGUGAGAUUUACGCGGCUGCCACUGUAUUACAGAGAGACGUCUAUGUUCUGACCCCGCACCCGUUGAACAAAAACUACUCCUGGCUGUUGUUUAAACCUGUCUUCAAAAGCAUGCAUGUUCCAGUCAGUUUUGCCAAGCACUUAUGUUAUAUAACACUGUGUAACACUAACGGAAAUCAUUAUGACCUGGUUGUGGCCGAUCACGGCAAAUGUAACUGUUUCUUGCCGUGUCCAGAGUUAGAUGGAAUCAGUGCAAGCAUAGAUUUAACAUAA
This is a messenger RNA of Candidula unifasciata, 1563 nucleotides long. The record is from the annotation of a GenBank genome assembly. NCBI's taxonomy places the organism in Eukaryota, Metazoa, Mollusca, Gastropoda, Stylommatophora, Geomitridae.